AUGUUUCCUGUAAAAAAGCAACCGAUCGUCUAUAUCUCCCGUAGUGAUUGUUUCAGCGCAUGUCAUCGACUGAAUAACAAUAAUCUUUCAGAUGAAGAUAACCAAAUUAUAUUUGGUAAAUGUAAUAACCCUAAAGGACCACGGUCACAAUUACAAAGUCGAGGUGACUGUUACGUGGUCCUGGUUGACCCUGUGACCGGAAUGGUGCUCAAUCUUACCGAUCUUAAAGCUUACAUGGAAGAAGCGUUUAUGUCAACACUUGAUCAUAAAAAUUUGGAUUUAGACGUGGACUAUUUUAAAGAUAAAAUUAGCACAGCAGAGAAUAUUGCAGUGUAUAUUUGGGAGAGAAUGGCUGAUCAACUUACACCUGGACUUUUAUAUGAGGUCAAAGUGCAUGAAACUGAAAAGAAUAUUGCUAUUUAUAGAGGUGAACAGUCAGAAUAA
Molecule: messenger RNA, 444 nt
Organism: Ruditapes philippinarum (Manila clam)
Lineage: Eukaryota; Metazoa; Mollusca; Bivalvia; Venerida; Veneridae
Product: 6-pyruvoyl tetrahydrobiopterin synthase-like
Exons: 1
Coding region: 1-444 (147 amino acids)
Biological process (GO): tetrahydrobiopterin biosynthetic process
Cellular component (GO): mitochondrion
Molecular function (GO): 6-pyruvoyltetrahydropterin synthase activity
Source: RefSeq, a predicted model, not a curated record